Spirodela intermedia is the source of this 300-nucleotide messenger RNA. The record is from the annotation of a GenBank genome assembly. Lineage: Eukaryota; Viridiplantae; Streptophyta; Magnoliopsida; Alismatales; Araceae.
AUGCCUUCCUUGAAACUCUUGCGGACUUUACGGUGCCUGGUAUUGCUGAUGUCCAUCUGGGCUCUACAGAGGUGGCCGCUUCCGUCUCCAGUCUGGGAGGUGGGAACUUCGACAAGCUCCACUGGCUCAUCAAGGAAGCGUUACGGGGUGAAACCGGUACUCUACUGGAGGCGGCCGUCACCACCGGUCUCCAGCUCUUCCUCUGCCGCCAGAACCACACCCACUGCGAUGCCGGCCAGGGACGUCGAGAGCAGCAAAAGGAAGGUUCCCUCCAGCCCUAAUCCCCUCCAUAAUCGUUAA